AUGGCUACGAUCGGCACGCUCCAACGGGUCUCAGCAGCCUCCCUCUCCAAAAUUCUUCUCGCCGCCCAGGAAGCUGCCGCAGCUGGCGACCCAACCAUCGCCGUCAUCGACGUGCGGGAUGAUGAUUACAUUGGCGGCCACAUCAAGGGCUCCCAAAAUGUUCCCUCCCGCACCUUGGACGCCAUGCUCCCGACCUUAGUCCGGCAGCUGCAGGACAAGGAGACGGUCGUGUUCCACUGCGCUCUCUCGCAACAGCGGGGGCCCUCGGCCGCGUUGAGGUAUAUACGGGAGAGGGAGCGGCUUCUCGCUUCGAAGAAGGCGCGGGAGGACCGAGUCAACGGCCCGAAGGAGCAACAGGUGCUUGUCCUUGACCGCGGGUUCGCGGGGUGGCAGGAGCUUUACGGCACCGACGAGCGAUUGACCGAGGGGUAUCGGAAAGAGUUAUGGGAGGAUGGGUAUUAG
Messenger RNA from Parathielavia appendiculata, 462 nucleotides. RefSeq names its product Rhodanese-like protein. Gene Ontology annotation, cellular component: cytoplasm; nucleus. Lineage: Eukaryota; Fungi; Ascomycota; Sordariomycetes; Sordariales; Chaetomiaceae. The record is from RefSeq and is a predicted model, not a curated record. Gene Ontology annotation, molecular function: protein tyrosine phosphatase activity. The transcript has 3 exons. Bases 1 to 462 code for a protein of 153 amino acids.